Microthlaspi erraticum is the source of this 846-nucleotide messenger RNA. The record is from the annotation of a GenBank genome assembly. NCBI's taxonomy places the organism in Eukaryota, Viridiplantae, Streptophyta, Magnoliopsida, Brassicales, Brassicaceae.
AUGUUUGCUGCUUCCAUGAGAACACUAAUCUCUCCAUCUCUCGCGCCUUUCUCUCUUCACCUCCCUAAACCUGCUCUCUUCUCUACGGUUCUCCGCGCCUCCCACUAUUCUCUCACCAAUCUCCGCUUCCCGGUGAACAGAUUCCCAAUCGGCUCGCCUCCUUCCGCGGUUUCCAGCAGGGACUUACAGACGGAGGCGGCAUCUCACUCGCUCUCCUCCUCCUUCUCUUCUCCCGGAGAGAUACACGUCGUCGUCGGUCCAAUGUUCUCCGGGAAAACAACGACGCUUCUCCGCCGUAUGCUCGCGGAAAGGGAAACCGGGAAAAAGAUAGCGGUUAUCAAAUCGGAUAAAGACACGAGGUACUGCGUUGAAUCGAUUGUGAGCCACGACGGUGAGAAAUUCCCUUGCUGGGCUCUUCCGGAUUUAUCGUCGUUCAAGGAGAGAUUCGGAUUAGAUGCUUAUAAGAAUCAGCUGGAUGUGAUUGGGAUCGAUGAAGCUCAGUUCUUCGGAGAUCUCUACGAGUUUUGCAGGGAAGCUGCUGAUAAGGAGGGCAAAACGGUAAUUGUAGCUGGAUUGGACGGAGAUUAUCUGCGGAGGAGGUUCGGGUCGGUGCUGGAUAUAAUUCCGAUUGCGGAUACGGUGACGAAGCUGACGUCACGGUGCGAAGUGUGUGGGAAGAGAGCUUCGUUUACGCUGAGGAAGACGGAUGAGAGAGAGACGGAGAUCAUCGGAGGAGCCGAAGUGUAUAUGCCGGUGUGUCGGAGUCACUAUGUGAGCGGUCAAGGCGUUUUGGAGACCGCUCGCGCCGUUUUAGAUUCUUCCCGCAAAACGCAACGCGCGAUUUAG